AUGGCCUGGGAUGCUCUUUUGACCCAUUUGCUCAUCUCCUUAGUCCUCUGUCUUCUCCAUGUUGGACGCGUCUCCCCACAUGGGACCCAGGUGGAGCGAGCUACUGCUCCUGGAGAUUUUAUAAUCGGAGGAAUUUUCCCUCUCCAUGAAGACGUGGACAAAGAAAACAUGUCCUUCGAACCUCAUCUGCAGCCGUGCACCAGGUUUGAAGAACGGCGUCUGGUGAAGAUCCUGGGGAUGAUCAAUGCCAUUGAGACGGUGAAUAAAUCCCCCCUCCUGACUGAUGUCAACAUCACUUUGGGCUAUGAGAUCCUGGACUCAUGUUCAGACGUGGGCAUGGCUCUUAGAGCCACGGCAGACUUCAUGCAGAGCGAGCAGCCUGUGGUGGCAGUUAUCGGAGCGUCUCACUCUGAAACAUCCAUCGCCAUGGCCCGACAGCUCACCCUGAAGAUGAUUCCCCAGAUCAGUUAUUCAUCUACAGCAGUCAUCCUGAGUGAUAAGACCCGCUUCCCCGCCUUCAUGAGGACCAUCCCCAAUGACAAACACCAGACAGCUGCCAUGGCCAGCCUGCUCAGCUCCUACGGCUGGAACUGGGUGGGAAUCGUCACCACUGAUGGAAACUACGGCCAGUCGGCUCUGGAACACUUUGUGUCCCAGGCGUCUCUGAAGGGCAUCUGUGUGGCCUUUAAGUCCAUCCUCCCUCAGUCUGUUACCAGCCAGGAUGUGCCUUCUGCAAUACGACACACCGCUGAAACUAUCUUGAAGAACCCUAAGGUACAGGUCAUCGUGUCAUUUGCUAAGUCCAGCCACAUGACGGCGUUGUUCGAGGAGCUGCAUGCUCAAAUGAUCGCAGCGGGUCAGAGUGCUGAGUCCAUGACCAGAGUGUGGGUGGCCAGCGACAGCUGGUCCCUCUCUGGUGCUCUGACAGCUGACCUCACCCUCGAGGACAUUGGACACGUGGUGGGCUUCACCUUCAAGGGUGGAGACUUGUCAUCGUUCAGCGCCUACCUGAACCACCUGGAGGAGGCGGGGCAGGAGUUGGCGAGGAAUAACUCCUUCAUAGAGGAGUUCUACAUGAGGCUGAACUCCAGUAAAGAAUCGGAGGAAUCUGAGCUGGUGUCCAGAGCCGUGUCCAGACUGAAAGAGUACUCCCACUCUGACACCGUCUUCAGCGUGGAGAUGGCCGUGAGCGCCAUCGCUCAAGCUGUGGCGUCGAUCUGCGCAAACAGAGACUGCAAAACUGCUGGAGCCGUGCAGCCCUGGGAGGUGCUGAAGGCUCUGUGGAUGGAGGAGUUCAAACUUCGAGGAAAGAGCUACAAGUUUGACAGUAAAGGAGACAUCAACCUGGGCUAUGACGUGGUCAUGUGGCAAUCAGAUGGAGGAAACGUGGCCGUCCACAAUGUGGUGGCUGAAUACCACCCACACAACAACAGCUUCACCCACACCAACAGCAGCACCAUGCAGCACCUGCACUACCUCGAGAACAUUAUAUCAAAGUGCUCGAACAGCUGCAUCCCUGGCGAGUUCAAGAAAACAGCUGAGGGUCAACACACCUGCUGUUACGAAUGCAUCAACUGUACCGAGAACUACUUCUCCAACAGCACAGAUAUGGACCAGUGUCUGAGCUGUGACGUGGACACUGAAUGGUCUCCUCAGGGCAGCUCCAGCUGUAAACCAAAAGUCCUGCUCUUCUUCUCAUGGCAGGACGGCUUUGCCAUCGUCCUCCUGACCUUCUCUGUGCUCGGCAUCAUCCUCACUCUGCUCGUCUCGUCCCUGUUCCUGCAUCAGAGGGACACUCCUGUGGUGAGAGCGGCCGGGGGCCCGUUGAGCCAGGUCAUCCUCUUCUCCCUGGUCAUCAGCUACAUCAGCGCCAUGCUGUUUGUGGGCCGGCCAAACAGAAUCCAAUGUAAGUCUCGCCAGGUGUUAUUCGGCAUCAGCUUCACACUCUGUGUGUCGUGCAUCCUGGUGAAGACACUGCAGAUCCUUCUGGCCUUCCAGUUCAACCCCGAGCUGCAGCAUGUUCUCCGGAGACUCUACCAGCCCUACGUGGUCGUCAGCAUUUGCGUGGCCUUACAGGUGGCCACAUGCAUCUGCUGGCUGGUCCUCAAAAGCCCCUUUAACACCACCAUCAGACUGCCCGACACCCUGCUGGAGGACUGUAAUGAGGGCUCCUACCUUGCCUUUGGGGUGAUGCUUGGAUACAUCGCUCUCUUAGCCUUCGUCUGUUUCGUCUGUGCCUUUAAAGGACGAAAGCUGCCGCAGCACUACAACGAGGCCAAGUUCAUCACCUUCAGCAUGCUGCUCUACCUCAUCUCCUGGAUGCUCUUUGUCCCCGUCUACGUCACCACCACUGGUGUGUACCUGCCGGCAGUGGAGAUGGUGGUCAUCCUCAUCUCCAACUAUGGCAUCCUCAGCUGUCACUUCUUCCCAAAAUGCUAUGUCAUCCUCUUUAAAAAGGAACAGAACACCAAGACCGCUUUCCGGAAGAAUCUUUACGAGUUCUCCACUAGAAGCAAAGACUCAGUGUCUGUUUCUGGGAGUGUAGUAUCAGAGAAACCAUCCAGCGGUUUCCACACUGUCAGCAGUGUUUCCACUCUCUCUUCACCCACAGCCGAUCCUCUCAAACCCGCCAUGGUGAUGGACUGCAGAGAGACGGGCUGCCCUGGGUUCCACCGAGGAUCGGUCACCAGACGGUCGGUCCUCAGGAGGAGUACCAGCAUAUGAACUCUUUAUUUCUGUUAAAUAUGGA
This is a messenger RNA of Cheilinus undulatus (humphead wrasse), 2749 nucleotides long. RefSeq names its product G protein-coupled receptor, class C, group 6, member A (gene gprc6a). The record is from RefSeq and is a predicted model, not a curated record. Gene Ontology annotation, biological process: G protein-coupled receptor signaling pathway. Bases 1 to 2724 code for a protein of 907 amino acids. The transcript has 6 exons. Gene Ontology annotation, molecular function: G protein-coupled receptor activity. Gene Ontology annotation, cellular component: membrane. NCBI's taxonomy places the organism in Eukaryota, Metazoa, Chordata, Actinopteri, Labriformes, Labridae.